UCUGAUUUCCGGGUUGGCGAGUUUCUGCAGGCUGUCAUGUCAUUACUAGAGACAGACGACACUUAUGAUUUCGUCUUUAAAAUCGUGUUGGUCGGGGAUGUCGGCGUGGGAAAAACCUGCGUGGUCCAGAGGUUUAAGACCGGCACCUUCAUCGAAAGACAAGGAAACACAAUCGGAGUGGACUUUACAAUGAAGACCAUGGACAUCCAGGGCAAAAGAGUCAAGUUGCAGAUUUGGGACACAGCAGGGCAGGAGAGGUUUCGGACCAUUACGCAGAGCUACUACCGCAGCACGAACGGGGCCAUAAUCACAUACGACAUCACCAAAAGAGCAUCCUUCAUGUCUGUGCCCAGAUGGAUGGAGGAUAUCAAGAAAUAUGGUGGCUCUAAUAUUGCCACGCUUUUAAUAGGUAAUAAAUCCGACUUAUCUGACGAGCGUGAUGUUUCGUUUGAGGAAGCUCAGGCGAUGGCUCACCAGCUGGACUUCAUUAGCGCCGUCGAAACGUCUGCCAAAGACUCCAGCAACGUGGAUGAAGCGUUUAAUCAUAUGGCAGAUGAGCUGAUGCUGAGACACGGCGGGCCCGUGUUCAGAGACAGCGUAACCGACAGCUUCAAGCUCAACAGCAAGGAUGUGAGCGCAGAGGCCUGGAGCUGUAGCAGCUGUUGAUGCUGGUUUUAAAUUUUAUGUUUUAUUUUGUUUUUUAAGUCAUGUUGGCCUGCAACUUAUCACAGGGCUCCUUUAUGUGAAUCCUGGUUUAACCAGCAAUGUUGACAGAAUCUUCAGUUGUUAAUUGAUUAAAUGAUCUACACCUCCGAUUUUCAGGAAGUGCUAGCUGGCCAUAUCAGGCACAAAACUUCAAAUCGACGUUUUAAGAAAGGCGAAGAAGUAAGAAAGGAGUAGUGGAAAAUGCAAUGCACAGAAAUGAUUAGAGUAGCUGUUGCUUGGAUUUUAUAGGAACCUUGUCGAUCGUACAAUCAUUAUAAUCAGAGAGUGAUUAGACAUCUGAUUUCUCCUUCCUUAAGUCCUCAAACCAGCCUUAUAUUAGCUGUAGCUAAACAUGUAAAAAAGUUUCAAUCAAUCUGUUUGUUCUGAAAGUUCAACCUGCAGAAUGUGGAAUGAAGUGAGAAUAGUCUCAUAUGCCACUGAUUUCUCAUCUGACCUGUUCACGAGCGCAGACUAGCCAGAUGGCAAUUAACUUUCUUUAAAUAGUUAAUUGUAAAUGUCAUAAGUGUGAAGCAGACACAACAUUCUUCUUACACUUAGUGUACAUAUGUAUUCCAGUGGUUGCUUCUUUAUCUGAGCAUUACAUAUCUCACAGUCACCUCAAAAUAAGCUCCAACUCCCCCAAUCCUAUAUCCUAAUCCCAUUUGUACAUACACAGCUUCAUGAUUUGGAAUAGCAGAGAUCGUUUGUUAGGUUGUAAAAGAGGCAAUCAGAAGAGAACUACUGUCCAUUUUUUAAACAGCAAACUUGCCUCUAAUAUACAAUUUUGGGAACAUAUGUCUAGUCUGAGUCUUGCUGGCAUCAAAAGAAGAAUGUCCAUUUUUUUCUAGUCAUCUAUAGAGACAUUUCAAAAUAUUUUUAAUGAAUACAUUUAUAUAUUUUUAUUAUAUAAAGAUUCCAAGUAAAACAGAAUUAGAGGUGAGCACAGGCUACCUAAUGAUAAACUGCUAGUUGUGAGAGUCCCAGACUGUUAGAUUUGCAUCAUAGCUUAGGCAAAACUACAGAAGCAAAUGCCAAACAUAUCUUGUAAUUUGGGGGUAAAUGGGACAUUGUAUAAGCUGCAGUUUUGGCUGUACAUGACUGCCUUGGAUACUAAAUCUGCUCCGAGCCAGUGCUGAGAUUUCUAACGUUGAACUUUAAUGCUGGAUUGAUGUUAGAUCACAUUGGACAAAUUGUUCGAACCAAUAUACUUUAUAAUGUCCUUUAUUCACUUUUUACAAAGUAUUCUUUUUGUCUAGCACUUUUGACAAUAGACAUUGCCACAAAGCAGCUUUCCGAAGAUCUAGGCUUACAUCGAGACUCUUAAUGAUCAAGCCAGGGGUGCCAAUGCAAAAAUCUCCAUGUCGACUGAUUCACUACUUGUCUUACAGCACAUCAUCAGAAUGUCGCUGAAAGUGAAUUAUUACUUGCCAACUAAGGCUUGGGGGGAGUCAACUCAGAGCUGAUGACCUGUAUAAGACCACAGCAGUCAGAUUAUGUAUGUCCCUUGAAAUGCUUUUACUCAAAAUCUAACAUCUGCCAUUAUUACCAAUUUUUGUGCUCAUUGUGCAAUUUUACAAACACAAGCAACAGGUGGUUUAUAGUAUUAAACUGAAAACAUAUUGAGUGUGUAGGGUUUGAGAACCCUGGCUGUGUUGUUAGCAUUAAAACUUGAUAACGUUAUUUAUUCAAAGGGUAUGUCAUACAAAUAAGGGUGAAAUAACAUGAAGAAUUUGAUGCUCUCUAGGUAUGUUUUAGCACAUUUUAAUAAGGAUGUAAGAUUUUUGUUUGUAAUUGUAUUAGAAAGUUAAGGUUUUUUUUUCUUUUUAUAAAACAUUUCCUAAAUAUUUAAAAAUUCUAUAUUUUCACUAUUUUACAGACUUGGUAAGAAGAAAUGAGCCAUAUAAUUAACUCAAUUUAUAGUUAUUGAUUUUCAUUGAUAUUAAUCAAAAAGGUUAGAGGAAAAAUCUAAUUUUAUGACAUUUAUACUAUUUAUGUCCAAAUUAUACAAACUGUCAAAGUUUUCAAAAUCACUUUAAUACAUGUUUAAUAUUAAUAAAAAACUUUUUAUAACUACUUUCAGUAAUGAAAUGCAGUAUAUAAAGGAAUUUUUUUUGCAGAGUGUGUUUACAGUUUUGAGAAGAUUUAUUAUUUGCCUUUUUGUGCUAAACAGUUUUUACUUGGUUUUGGAUUACGAUGCCAAUGACUUGUGAAUGGUAAAGCAAUGUUCCUGAUUCAGUGUGUUAAGUGCCUUUUUUAUCCAGUUUGGAUAUUGUUUGAAUGGUGAUAGUCUUUUUCUAGGUAAAUAAAACAUGAUGCAUUUUUAUCCUGAUGUUUGAUCAAAAAUUUGUAUGCACAAUAAUUGAAUGUUCUACACCAUAGCUGUUCAUAUUGAAUUUUCAAUUAUUUUAUGAAUAAAAUUUUUGGAGCAUAAA
Messenger RNA from Silurus meridionalis, 3137 nucleotides. RefSeq names its product RAB43, member RAS oncogene family (gene rab43). Gene Ontology annotation, molecular function: GTPase activity; GTP binding. The coding region runs from base 37 to 666 and encodes 209 amino acids. Gene Ontology annotation, cellular component: trans-Golgi network. The record is from RefSeq and is a predicted model, not a curated record. Lineage: Eukaryota; Metazoa; Chordata; Actinopteri; Siluriformes; Siluridae. The transcript has 4 exons.